Molecule: messenger RNA, 1993 nt
Organism: Vanessa atalanta (red admiral)
Lineage: Eukaryota; Metazoa; Arthropoda; Insecta; Lepidoptera; Nymphalidae
Product: ankyrin repeat domain-containing protein SOWAHC-like
Exons: 9
Coding region: 184-984 (266 amino acids)
Molecular function (GO): protein binding
Source: RefSeq, a predicted model, not a curated record
UGACGGCUAGUGUUUUAAAACACUGUAACCACAGAUAAGGAAUGAUUAAAAUCAGUUUAAUGGAUAGUAUUAUGUUAACACAUGUAACGCUGUGUGUUUUGAAUGCUGUUUCGUUUGUGGAUAUAUUUUUUAUAAACAUGAAAGUUACCGUGUUAAUGAACUAAUACUGUGUUUAUUUUCUGCAUGUCGCACGCCCGUUGCCGAACACAACAGUACACUGCAAUGCACUGGGCGUGCAAACGCGGUGACGAGAACUUAGUGAAACUGCUGGCGGGUAUCCAUCGCCACAUCGUCAACGAACGCUCGAAUGGGGGAUACACGCCAUUACAUAUUGCAAUGAGAUUUCGUCACGAAAAUGUCUACAGACUUCUAGUAGAAGUAUACGAUGCCGAUCCCAACGUGAGAGACUGGUCUGGCAAGAAACCUCGACAAUACUUAGUGCACAUGGACACAUCACUGUCGCCAGGGUCUUAUCGCAAACCCACCACCAAUAAUAGUUUACGCCGUACAGUUACGUCUGCGCCCACUGUAAGGGUCCCACAAACCCAACUUGAGCUGAUUAAGAAUGAAAAAGAAGGCUUCCUUAGAAUAGGGUCUCUAAACGUACGUGUAAAGAAGACAACGGAAGCGUUCAGCAAUUUUCUGGGCGUUGGAGCUACAAGGUCAUCCGCGUAUGUGCCUAAAUCAGCCCGUGACAGAGAUCUAGAUAGACGGUCUGAUGAUGGUGACCAACUCCACAAAUCGUGGGGAUCAGCUGAUAAUAUACAAAAAGACGAUAAGUUGAUGCCUCCCCCAAUGAGCAGCAAGAUCAGAAGACGUGGUGCUAGCGGAAGACGAGGAGUUGGAGCUCACAGCCGAAGUACACCAUCCACUCCAGAUCAGCCACGAGCACAAAUGGGCGUUAGUGAAGAAGGCGAUUCAGAUUCCGAUUCUGCGGCUGGCUUUCAUUCAGCCUGGAGGCAACCAAGAGGAUCACAAAGUUAGUUUAUAAUUGUAAAAGAUUCUUAGUCUUUAUCACAAUUACAAUAAAAAAAAUAUUGGUCUCGUUUUUAAACCAAUUAUAAGAACAUACCAUUUUUUUUAUAUUAUGCAUAUAAAUAAUAUUAGACUUUAUCACAAUUAUAAUAGAGAUUAUUUUCGCACUUUUACAAUUAUAUUGUACGAUUCUUUGAAUUCCCAUUAAAGCUUUUCAUUAGUGUUUAUUUAUAUAUAAAAAGAAGCAAAGAAUGAAAUGCGUUCCUCUAUUUUACAAUCAACUUGAUUUACAAUGAAUUUACAUUUUUUAUAAUGAAGGCCAUAAAGCCAUUUUUGUCCUGUGUUAAGUUUUUUAUUAAGAAUGUCGUUACUGAAUGUCAAAGCAUUUUUGCUCUAAAUCAUAUUAGUUAUAAUGGUUAGUUCUGUUUGUUAAGAUGUAUUAUAGAAGUUAAGGAACUGUACCAAUACGUGCGUUCAAACGUUUGAAAUGAUAAUGUAUUUUAAUAUUUGCUGUAAAAAAUAUAUUUGCUCGUAUAAAUGUAUUUAUGUGUUAAGAAUAUAAUCACUCGAAGUGUGAUAACUUGUAUUAAUAUUUUCUGUUUGUUUUAUUUUAUUAGUUUGUAAACAGUACAAAAUCCUGUUCGACUAUUUACGCUGUGUACGGUUAGCAACAAAAAUAUUAAACAUUCCAUUUAAUCGAUACUCAAAUAUUGUUAUUACAAUUUUAAUUGAACAAAAGUUUUAACUUUGGAUGAAGUGAAAUUAAUUUAAUAUUAUUGCACAAAAAUUUUAUACGUCACGUUUGACUGAAGCUUUGACUUUUCUAACACAAAUGUUUCACUUCUAUCUGUACUGAUUUACAUGCGCUUUUUUUUAUUUUAAAUCUAUUAUGUGUUUGUUUAUGGUUAGAAAUUAAUUACAUACUCGUUUAUUAUUCACUUAUGUAAACUAUUUACAUUUACAAAUAAUAAUAACAAUGUUAAAUACAUUCCACAAUGGACCAAUUUUAUAUUUGUAU